Molecule: messenger RNA, 3489 nt
Organism: Oryzias melastigma (Indian medaka)
Lineage: Eukaryota; Metazoa; Chordata; Actinopteri; Beloniformes; Adrianichthyidae
Gene: polr1b
Product: RNA polymerase I subunit B
Exons: 15
Coding region: 82-3489 (1135 amino acids)
Biological process (GO): DNA-templated transcription
Cellular component (GO): RNA polymerase I complex; nucleus
Molecular function (GO): DNA binding; DNA-directed RNA polymerase activity; ribonucleoside binding
Source: RefSeq, a predicted model, not a curated record
GAUGACUGGAACAUCUCUGAAGAAGAAGACUUUCCUUCGCGUGCAGACACGUGUUUCCCUGUUCGCAGCAGGAGUCCCAACAUGGAUUCUUCAGCCGAACGAAGUCUUCUGGCCAAAGCUCCGAGCCUGAAGACCCUGACAGACGGAGGUUUCGGUAAACUAACGGAGAAGCAGCUCGCGGCCGUGCAGGAGCUGACCAAAGCCCACAUCCAGUCCUUCGACCAGGCUGUGACGGAUGGACUCUGCCGGGUGGUGCAGGCCAUCCCUCCCUUUGAGUUCAUGUCCAAAAAUGACAAAAUCAGCCUUUCGUUUGUGGAAGCCACAAUCUACAGUCCAGCAGUAGCCAAAGGAAGCAUCUCCAGGGAGACCAGGGUGUUUCCUGCAGAGUGCAGAGGGAGAAGAUGCUCCUACAAAGGGAAGCUGGUGGCAGACAUCAGCUGGGAGAUCAACGGUGUUCCCAAAGGAAUCAUUAAGCAGUCUCUGGGUCAGGUGCCCAUCAUGGUGAAAUCCAAGCUGUGUAACCUGCAUGGCAUGUCUCCUAAAGAGCUGGUGAAGCAUCACGAAGAAGCAGAGGAGAUGGGGGGUUAUUUCAUUGUGAAUGGAAUCGAGAAGGUUAUCCGCAUGUUGAUCAUGCCGCGGAGAAACUAUCCCAUUGCCAUGUCCAGACCCAAAUGGAAGAGCAGGGGGCAGGGCUACACUCAGUAUGGCGUCUCCAUGCGUUGCGUCAAAGAUGACCACACAGCAAUCAACUUAAACCUGCAUUAUCUGGAAAAUGGAACUGUGAUGCUCAACUUCAUCUACCAGAAGGAGCUCUUCUUCCUUCCGUUAGGGUUUGCACUGAAGGCCCUCGUUGAUUUCUCAGACUUCCAGAUCUACCAGGAGUUGAUUAAAACACGCAAGGACAAUUCCUUCUACAAGACCUGCGUGUCAGAGAUGCUGCGUGUCGUCAUGGAGGAAGGCUGCACCACUCGCAGCAAAGUCCUCACUUACCUGGGAGAGCGCUUCAGGGUCAAAUUAAACCUGCCAGAGUGGUACACAAACGAGCAGUGUGCCAACAUCCUUCUAAAUGAAUGCAUUUGUAUCCACCUGAAGUCAGACACAGAGAAGUUCUACCUGCUGUGUCUCAUGACCCGGAAGCUGUUCAGCCACGCCAAGCAGGAGUGCAUGGAGGAGAACCCAGACAGCAUCAUGUGUCAGGAGGUACUCACUCCUGGACAGCUCUACCUCAUGUUCCUGAAGGAGAGAAUGACUGCAUGGCUGGUCUCUGUGAAGCUCUCCUUUGACAAAAGAGGAUCCAAAGUGUGUGCCAGAGGAUGGAGCACAGAGAGCGUCAUCAAGAUGCUGAACAUGGGCUCUGAUGUCACCAAACCUUUUGAAUAUCUCUUAGCUACUGGAAACCUAAAUUCUAAAACGGGUCUGGGCAUGCUGCAGAACUCGGGUCUCUGCGUUGUUGCAGACAAGCUGAACUUCAUCCGCUACCUGUCCCACUUCCGCUGUGUGCACAGAGGAGCGGCGUUCGCCAAGAUGAGGACCACCUCUGUUCGUAAGCUGCUGCCGGAGUCCUGGGGCUUCCUGUGUCCUGUCCACACUCCGGACGGAGAGCCCUGUGGCCUCAUGAACCACAUGACUGUCAGCUGUGAGGUGGUGACAGUAUCCAGCCCCACCACAUCCCUGCCUACACUGCUCUGUUCUCUCGGUGUUACUCCAGUGGAUGGCACUCCUGCUCAGGCCUUCUCAGACUGCUACCCUGUGAUCCUGGAUGGCUCUGUGGUUGGCUGGGUGGAGGCUGACCUGGCUCCAACUGUUGUUGAUGCAAUCCGAAGGUUCAAGGUGCUAAGGGAGAAGAAGGUUCCUCCCUGGACAGAGAUCGUCCUGGUUCCUAAAACAGGCAAAGCCAGCUUGUAUCCAGGCCUGUUCCUCUUCACAACACCUUGCCGGAUGAUGCGGCCUGUUCAAAACCUGGCUCUGGGCAGGCAGGAAUUCAUUGGCACCUUUGAGCAGCUUUACACCAAUGUUGGUGUUUUAGAAGAGGAGAUUGAAGCUGGAGUCACCACGCACCAGGAGUUGUUUCCUCACAGUAUGCUGAGCGUGGUGGCAAACUUCAUACCUUUCUCAGACCACAACCAGAGUCCUAGAAACAUGUACCAGUGUCAGAUGGGUAAGCAAACAAUGGGUUUUCCUCUGCACUCGUUCAUGGACCGCUCAGACAACAAGCUGUACCGGCUGCAGACGCCACAGAGUGCCCUCGUCAGGCCCUACAUGUACGACCACUACAACCUGGACAACUAUCCAAGUGGCACAAAUGCCAUCGUUGCCGUCAUAUCCUACACUGGCUACGACAUGGAAGAUGCCAUGAUUGUAAACAAGUCAUCGUGGGAGAGAGGCUUUGCACAUGGGAGCAUCUACAAGACGGAAUUGGUGGACCUGGCAGACAAGGUGAAGGGGGAAGAUGCUGUGGUGUUUGGGAGCAAGCCAGGUGACUCCAAAGUAAACGACAAGCUGGAUGCUGAUGGACUCCCUCAUAUUGGAUCUGUGCUUCAGUACGGUGACCCCUUCUACAGCUACAUCAACCUCAACACGGGUCAAAGCUGUGUCCACUUCUACAAGAGCCAGGAGGCCUGUGUGGUGGACAACAUAAAGAUCUGCAGCAACGACAGCGGCUCAGGGCACUUCAAACGCGUCUGCAUUACCACCCGGGUGCCGCGAAACCCCACCAUCGGGGAUAAGUUUGCCAGCCGCCACGGGCAGAAGGGCAUCCUGAGCCACUUGUGGCCCGCUGAGGACAUGCCCUUCACAGAGAGCGGCAUGACCCCCGACAUCUUGUUCAACCCCCACGGCUUCCCGUCUCGAAUGACCAUCGGGAUGCUGAUUGAGAGUAUGGCGGGCAAGUCUGCCGCUCUCCAUGGCCUGAGCCACGACGCCACACCCUUCACCUUCUCUGAGGAGAACUCUGCGCUGGAUCACUUUGGGGAGCUGCUGCGGGCGGGAGGGUACAACUACUACGGCACAGAGCGGCUCUACAGCGGAGUAAGCGGUCAGGAGCUGGAGGCAGACAUCUUCAUCGGCGUGGUCUACUACCAGCGGCUGCGUCACAUGGUCUCCGACAAGUUUCAGGUCAGGACCACCGGAGCACGAGACAAAGUCACCAACCAGCCUGUCGGAGGGAGGAACAUCCAGGGAGGCAUCCGCUUUGGAGAGAUGGAGCGCGACGCCCUGCUGGCCCACGGCUCUUCCUUCCUCCUCCAUGACCGCCUUUUCAACUGCUCCGACCGCUCGGAGGCUCAGGUAUGCGUUGACUGCGGCAGCCUCCUCUCCCCGUUGCUGGAGAAGCCUCCACCCUACUGGUCCGCCAUGCGCCACAGGAAGACUCUCUGCACUCUUUGUGGCAAAAGUGACGCCAUCAGCUCAGUGUCAGUGCCUUAUGUCUUCCGCUACUUUAUAGCUGAACUUGCAGCGAUGAACAUCAAAGUAAAACUUGAGGUUAAGUAG